Messenger RNA from Hypoxylon fragiforme, 1101 nucleotides. RefSeq names its product 6-phosphogluconate dehydrogenase C-terminal domain-like protein. The coding region runs from base 84 to 1094 and encodes 336 amino acids. The transcript has a single exon. NCBI's taxonomy places the organism in Eukaryota, Fungi, Ascomycota, Sordariomycetes, Xylariales, Hypoxylaceae. Gene Ontology annotation, molecular function: oxidoreductase activity, acting on the CH-OH group of donors, NAD or NADP as acceptor. The record is from RefSeq and is a predicted model, not a curated record.
AAUAAUAUCUUCAAUAUUCAACCCCAUCCCCUUCCGUCCCUUCUAAUUCCGAGGCAACCCCCCCCCUUAAAAACACCAAAAAAAUGGCAUCUCCCACCCCCCGGAUCGGCAUCCUCUCCAUCGGCGACAUGGGCAUGGGCAUCGCCAAGCUGCUCGUCGCCCACGGCUUCGCCGUCGCGACCAACUGCAAAGGCCGGAGCGCCGAUACUCUCGAGCGGGCCCAAAGCGCACAAGUCGAGGUCUUGAGCUCGGACGAGGAGCUCGCGCAGUCCUGCGCCGUCAUCCUCUCCGUCGUGCCCCCGCGCGACGCCGAGGCCACCGCCCAGCGCAUCGCCGACGCCCUCACCGGCCCGCUGCGCAGACCCGAGGGCCACGAACCGCUGUACUUCGUCGACUUGAACGCCGUCGCCCCGUCCACCGUGAAGCGCAUCGCCGCGCUCUUCGACGGCACCGGCUCGCGGGGCCCGUCCGCGCGCUUCGUAGACGGGUGCAUCCUCGGGGGCCCGCCAUCUCUCCUGCCUUCUCCCAACCCCACCACCACCACCACCACCACCAGCGAGCAAUGGAAACUCCCCAGCAUCCCCACCUCGGGCCCGCACCCCCUCUCCUCCAUCCCCCUCUUCGGCGCCAAGCUCGCCACCGUGCUAAACACCCGGCACCUCAACGCCGUCGUCGGCAGCGCAAGCGGGCUGAAGAUGUGCUUCGCGAGCCUCAGCAAGGGGUACACCGCGCUGGCGCUGCAAGCCGUCACCACCGCGCACCGCCUCUCCAUCCUCCCGGAGCUCGAGUCCUCGCUGCGGACGAUCAUGCCGCCCGCGUACUACGACAACGCCGUGCGCGGCGUCACCGCCAUGCCGCCCAAGGCGUACCGGUGGGUGGCCGAGAUGGAGGAGAUCGCGCGCACGCUGAGCGAGGAGGGCGGGUUCUCGGAGGACAACAGCUUCAGGGGGGCGGCGGAGGCGUUUCGGAUUGUGGCGCAGGAUACGGUGCUGGGGGGGGAGAAGAUUGGGAGGAGGGAGAGGGGGACGACGGUGGAGGAUGUGGCGAGGGCGAUGGCGGAGGGGAUGGAGGGGAGGAGGAAGAAGGAUGAGUAGGUAGGUA